GUUUUACUGCUGUGAACAAGCAACUCAACGGACAAAAUGAAACUCUUCCUGGUCGCCUUCGCCGUGAUCGCAGCUGUGGCUGCCGAUGUCAGCCACCUGCCCUCCAACGAGUACCUGCCCCCCGUCCAGGAGCAGCAGAUCAUCGCCAGCCCCAGCAACGAGUACCUGCCCCCCGUCGUCCAGGAGGUGGAGGCUGCCCCCGCCCAUGAGCUGGCCGAUGAUGGCUACCGCUACAAGACCCACCGUCGCGUGGUGCUCCGUCGCCACCGUCGUGAUGUGAACGAGCUGUCCAACGAGUACCUGCCCCCAGUUGCUCCAUCCAACGAGUACUUGGCUCCCGUUGAGGCUGCUCCCGAGACCAUCUUGGCCGAUGAUGGCUACCGUUACAAGACCAACAAGCGUGUGGUUGUCCGCCGUCACCGUCGUGAUGUGAACGAGCUGUCCAACGAGUACCUGCCCCCCGUCCAGGAGGCCGUUGCUCCUUCCAACGAGUACCUGGCUCCCGUCGAGGCUCCCGAGACCGUCUUGGCCGAUGAUGGCUACCGUUACAAGACCAACAAGCGUGUGGUUGUCCGCCGUCACCGUCGUGAUGUGAACGAGCUGUCCAACGAGUACCUGCCCCCUGUCCAGGCUGCCGCUCCUUCCAACGAGUACCUGCCCCCAGUGGCGGUUGAGGCUGCUCCCGAGACCGUUCUCGCUGAUGAUGGCUACCGUUACAAGACCCACCGUCGUGUGGUGCUCCGUCGUCACCGUCGUGAUGUGAACGAGCUACCCUCCAACGAGUACCUGCCCCCAGUUGCUGCUCCUUCCAACGAGUACUUGGCUCCCGUUGAGGCUGCCCCCGAGACCAUCUUGGCCGAUGAUGGCUACCGUUACAAGACCAACAAGCGCGUGGUUCUCCGCCGUCACCGUCGUGAUGUGAGCCACCUGCCCUCCAACGAGUACUUGCCCCCUGUCCAGGCUGCCGCUCCCUCCAACGAGUACCUGCCCCCAGUGUCUGCCCCCGUCCAGGUUGCUGCCCCAGCUCCCGCUCCCGUCCAGAUCGCCGCCCCCGUCCAGCUGGCUGCCCCCGCUCCCGUCGAGAUUGAGGCCCAGCCCGCCCAUGAGCUGGCCGAUGAUGGCUACCGUUACAAGACCCACCGUCGCGUGGUCUACCGUCGCCACCGUCGUGAUGUGAACGAGCUGCCCUCCAACGAGUACCUGCCCCCAGUUGCUGCUCCUUCCAACGAGUACUUGGCUCCCGUGGAGGCUGCCUCCGAGACCAUCCUGGCUGAUGAUGGCUACCGUUACAAGACCCACAAGCGUGUGGUGCUCCGCCGUCACCGUCGUGACGUCAACGAGCUGUCCAACGAGUACCUGCCCCCCGUCCAGGAGGCCGUUGCUCCUUCCAACGAGUACCUGGCUCCCGUCGAGGCUCCCGAGACCGUCUUGGCCGAUGAUGGCUACCGUUACAAGACCCACCGUCGCGUGGUUGUCCGUCGCCACCGUCGUGAUGUGAACGAGCUGUCCAACGAGUACCUGCCCCCCGUCCAGGAGGCUGUUGCUCCAUCCAACGAGUACUUGGCCCCCGUGGAGAACACCGUCGAGGUGGCUCCCGCCCAUGUCCUGGCUGACGAUGGCUACCGCUACAAGACCCACAAGCGCGUUGUGAUCCGCCGCCACUAAAUAGAUGCGAUAACGGCUUCACUAGGUAAUCGAAUUGCGCUCAUUUUGGAGUGCAGACCCUACUAUUAGAAUACCUCCUGUUCAUUCAAACAAAUACAAUAAUACGAUAACGAAUCCAUAAA
Molecule: messenger RNA, 1787 nt
Organism: Drosophila suzukii
Lineage: Eukaryota; Metazoa; Arthropoda; Insecta; Diptera; Drosophilidae
Source: RefSeq, a predicted model, not a curated record